Molecule: messenger RNA, 671 nt
Organism: Heteronotia binoei (common prickly gecko)
Lineage: Eukaryota; Metazoa; Chordata; Lepidosauria; Squamata; Gekkonidae
Gene: TIMM13
Product: translocase of inner mitochondrial membrane 13
Exons: 3
Coding region: 195-473 (92 amino acids)
Source: RefSeq, a predicted model, not a curated record
UUUAUAAAAAGGGCUACCGAACAGUACCGGAAAUCAAGGGACGCUUUUACUCUCGGGCGUUUUUUCUACCUCUUUGGUGGUAAACCUCAGUUCCGUGUCCCACCUGUAGUUUCUCACUACUUCCGGUUCCUUUCGGAGGGGGUGCUGGGAACUGUAGUCCCGCUGCAACACACGCUGGUUGGGUCGGGGACAGAAUGGCUGCUGGAGCGGGAGAUUUCGGGUCGGGGGGCCGGCUGGAUCCGGGCGUGCUUAUGGAGCAGGUCAAGGUGCAGAUUGCCGUGGCCAACGCGCAGGAGCUGCUGCAGAGAAUGACAGACAAAUGUUUCCGAAAAUGUAUUGGGAAACCUGGAAGUUCCCUGGAUAACUCUGAACAGAAAUGUAUUGCUAUGUGCAUGGACCGGUACAUGGACGCCUGGAACACUGUCUCGCGGGCAUACAACUCUCGCUUGCAGAGGGAGCGAGCCAACAUGUGAAGGGGUCAUUGUGGGGCCACAGAGCCCCCAGCAUGGACUGAUCACAAGGCUUCUACUCUCAGGGAAAGGGUGUCAAUAAAAAACCGGAAGAGUGUGAUUAACCAGGAUAGGAGUGGACAGGAUUCUGUGGAUUUGGAGACAGGGCUCACUUUGUAUGGCAAGAAUUAAAUGGAAGUUUGGUGUUGUCUUUCUCCUCAA